AUGGCAGGAACCAGGGAGCAUGUGAUAUCCGUGGAGGAGUUGCUGUCGAGAAAGGCUAGCCUUUCUGGUGAAACAAGCAGGGACCGUGACAUUUCCUGCCUGCAGAGGCGGGUCGUUGAAGUUAUUGAACACGGAGAGGAAGCCUGCGAGCUGAAAAAAAAGAGGUUUGAGAAACUGAGCCAAGCAGGAGAUCAUCCCAAUGGAGGUCAAAAGGCUACACCAAAAAUACAAAAGGUUCCGCUGUUGCUGCAAGAUCACAAUCAUUUCGACAAGUAUUUUAAGCCAAGGAUUGUAGCACUCGGUCCUAUCCAUCAUGAUACGCCAAAAUACCAGCCAGCAGAGGAGUACAAGCUUAGAAUGACAAACUGCUUCGUCAAGGAAAGUGGUAAAGAUGCUGUGUCCUUGUACAACGUAGUUGAGAACAACAUCAAGCAACUAAGGCAGUGUUUCGACGAGAAGGUGACCGAGAAAUAUAGUGAUCAGGACCUCGCCUGGAUGCUGUUUGUGGACGGUUGUGCAAUAUUACAGUCCAUACAUUGUGCUGUUAGCAAUACAUGCAAAGAUUGGAAAAUGAAAUACGAUCUGAUGGCCUUUGGGACACAGGAUUUGUUCUUGUUGGAGAAUCAACUUCCUUAUAAACUCCUUGAGGAUUUGAUGAAUUCUAGCACAAAGAAAGAUGAAUUGGAGAAAUGCAUCAACGAGUUCAUCAAUAUGCAGGCGUCGACACCGAAAGCUGGGACUAAGGAAACGAGGAUGCCUCUCCGGUGGCCGGGAUUCCUAGGCAAACGCAAAAGUCAUGGCCCCGACGCUGGCGAGCAAAACAAAAUGGACGACAAAAUCAAGAGUAAGGCGGUGCUGGUCGACGAGGAAGGGACUACGGAAAGGGAUCCGAACCACCUUCUCGAUCUCCUCCGGACGAGAAUCAUAGGCGCCAAACCCAAAAGAAGUACUUCUGGCGACAAGAAAGGAACAUUGCGGUCGUGUCGCAACGUGGAGGAGCUUAGAGCAGCAGGAAUCCAAGUGAAGAGCUGGGAAGGUGCUGAUUCCUUGAUAGAAAUACGUUUUAAUAAAUUUCUCUACGCGGGACACCUAUGGCUUUCUCCAAUAAUGGUUGAUGACUCAAUGGGGCCCAAGUUCUUGAACUUGAUAGCCUACGAGAUGUGUCCGGAUUUCUACAAUGACUUCGAGAUCACCUCUUACAUAUCAUUCCUGGAUUCCCUCAUUGAUAACACCAACGACGUAAUGGAGUUGAGGAUUGCGGGCAUUCUCCAGAACCACCUCGGCAGCGACAAAGAAGUGGCUCGACUCUUCAAUGAGAUUGGCACCGACUUGGUUCCUGACGCCGACGCAUAUGCCACAGUCGACGCUGACAUUCAGAGUCACUAUGAUACUCCGUGGAAGACUUGGAUUGCUCAAGGCAUCCACGAUCAUUUCAGAAGCCCCUGGACGGUUCUGGCUUUUUCGGCUGCCAUAAUAGCACUCGGCCUAACUUUCAUACAGACUUGGUUCGCAUUCAAAGAAGACAGAGGUAAUUCCCGACCCCGGCCAGUUCGGCGCUAG
Molecule: messenger RNA, 1560 nt
Organism: Carya illinoinensis
Lineage: Eukaryota; Viridiplantae; Streptophyta; Magnoliopsida; Fagales; Juglandaceae
Product: UPF0481 protein At3g47200-like
Exons: 1
Coding region: 1-1560 (519 amino acids)
Source: RefSeq, a predicted model, not a curated record